Molecule: messenger RNA, 3044 nt
Organism: Cryptotermes secundus
Lineage: Eukaryota; Metazoa; Arthropoda; Insecta; Blattodea; Kalotermitidae
Product: sterol O-acyltransferase 1
Exons: 12
Coding region: 303-1979 (558 amino acids)
Biological process (GO): cholesterol metabolic process
Cellular component (GO): endoplasmic reticulum membrane
Source: RefSeq, a predicted model, not a curated record
AACCACUCCUCCGCUUUAGCACACGUCUUCACUGUGGGGUACUCAAUGAAGUACUGUAAGAAAUACAUUCGGAAGUUGACACAUGUUGUUCGCAUUCCGCAACGUGAACUCCGAGAACUGUGUUCAGAAUUGCAAAAUAAGCGGCGGUGACUGCUGGCAGUUGUGCAAUAUUUCUGUCCUCUUUCAUCGGAAAUGUACUAGUCAUAAUAAUUGCUUAAAUCUCAUGAGGUGUCUCCAUGGUGGACGACUAGUCUUCUUGUUCAGUUAUUACGGUGAACGUCUCGAAACAUCGUUCAGUAAUCAUGGAAGGUCAUCGGCAAAGCGGGUUAGAAAGAGAAAACGGGAUCCCAGCAAGUAAUUUAUUACAAAAGGGUGGACUCAGAAACAGAGCAUCCAGUCCAGUGGGUGAAGAAAUUGGUCCUGCCAUGAUCGAAAAAAUGGCUCUGCUGAAUGUUUGUGAGAAAGUGCAGAGAAUGCGAGCUGAUCUUGUUGAAGAAGUCGACGAGAAGUUAUCUGAAAUGGUGGGUACAGUGCUUAAGGAGAUGGAGCUGUGUGGUGUUUCCCAACGGCAUCGGUAUGUCCUGGUUGAUGAUGGAAACAAAUACAAGAACAGAGUGAAACCUAGCAAACAUGGAGGUCUGCCAGAAAAACAGUUCAUGGCUCGAAAUUCCCUUCUUACAGACCUGUGUGAGAUAAAGCACAUCAGGACAAUGUACAAUAUAUUUAUUGUCAUACUCAUUAUUUUGUUCAUCAAUACAGCGGUGUAUGAUCUUGUUGUUGUAGGGAGAUUGAAUUUGGGUGUUGAUUUAAUUUUGUGGAACUUUCAAGGGUUCACCACAGUUCUCUUUCUUUGGCUGGGAAUGUCAGUCACAACAAUAUUACUGUUUUGUUGUUUCAAUUUAUGGGCCACACAGCGAAUUCGAUGGGUACCAAAUUCAUUAACAAGGAAGUUUUGGGAUUAUGGUUGGCUUAUUUCUCUAGUCCUUUAUCAGACAAUGUUCCUAUAUGUACCUGCUGUAAAAAUUAUGGAACUGUACAUUCCUCCAGCAUCAUCCAUGGCCCUGCUAAUGGAACAGGUACGCUUAAUGAUGAAGACUUACGCAUUUGUGCGGAGUAACGUACCUCGUGCUCUAGCAUACAAACCUCAUCAAUCUGGGGAUUCCCAAGAAGUGACACCGUGUCCUGGAUUCUCAAAGUUUCUGUACUUCCUAUUUGCUCCAACUCUCAUAUACAAAGAUAAUUAUCCACGGACAAAAGAAAUUUGCUGGAAGUUUGUGGUCUGGUGCUUCUUGGAAGUAAUUGGUACUGUCUUUUAUAUUGCUUUCAUUUUUGAGCGAUUUUUGAUACCAAUGUACCAUGACUUUGGACUACAAAAUCGCCAGAAUACUUCUAUAUCUGAACUGCUGGUGGUGGGAAUAUUUGGUAGCAUAAUGCCUGCCACAUUAGCAUUUAUGUGUGCAUUUUACUGUCUCCUUCACUCUUGGAUGAAUGCUUUUGCUGAGCUGUUGCGCUUUGCAGACCGUAUGUUCUAUAAGGAUUGGUGGACUGCAUCAUCACAUGCAGCCUAUUAUCGUUUAUGGAAUAUCGUUGUACACGAUUGGUUGUACACAUACAUCUACAAAGAUUUCAGUGAGAUUGUGCUACCAGGAAAACGUUUGGUUCCAACUUUAGUUGUAUUCUUUGUGUCAGCUGUCUUUCAUGAAUACAUUCUUGCUCUCACGCUCCGGUUCUUCUAUCCAAUGCUACUUGUGGCAUUUUUAGGAGUUGGAGUUUGCCUACUGCUGCUGACAAAGGACAUCAUGCCCUGUGGGAAUAUCCUUAUAUUGCUGACGGUGUCUGCAGGAACAGGUGUUCUUUCAUGCCUGUAUGGUUUUGAAUGGUAUGCCCGUGUCAACUGUCCACCUGUCUUGGACCCAGUUUUUGAUUUCUUCUUGCCUCGGUCAUGGACAUGUGCAACUGUCUAUGCUAGACAGCAUUAGAUUGAAGAUGAAAAUGUUCCUUUCCAGAAGAGAUGCAACUGUGGUAGUUGCACAAGAGUAUGACUCUAAUUCACUGUAUAUCUUAAAACAAUAUUACCAUUUUUUUAAGAUUUCUUUCAGGAGUACAUGUUAAGACAUGUUCCUAAGAUGGUUUUGAAUCCUGAAUAAUAUUUAUUUACAUUGUACUCAAUGAGGAAUAUACUUUUCAUAACAUUUUACCAUAGUAUAAUAGAAUAGAAUUUCCAGAGAUUAAUUCCAAAUAAACUUUAGUUUUUGUUAAGGAGCUCUUCAAGUACCAUAACAGUGUUGUUAACAGAGAGGCUUACAUGUGCAUUUUAAGAAAGCUGCUGUGUAGCAGCACUGGGAUUUCAGUACUGUUAUUUCUACAGAAGAGGCCAAAUUGAUCCUGAAUUUCUGUUUCCUGAAACUGUCAGUUUGCUAAACUGUGUAUUUUGUUAUUAUCUCUUCCAAGGAAGGAGAAGUCAUCAAGUUACUUUCAUUGAGAGUUCCUUAUAUUUGUGCUGUUGUUUAUAUGAAUACAGUUUGUUAUUCCUUAAUAUGAAAUAAUAUUUCAUAAAGACCGAAAUUCCAUUUGUGGUCUUCAGAUGUGUAAUGCUCACAACAUGGAGGCCUGUCAUGUUUAAAGGGUUCUUUCCAGCAUAUUUUAACUGACCAGAAUCCUGAAAUAUACAUUCCAUGAAACUUAUGUUUUGUUGUAAUAUAUAUAUAUAUAUUUUGUGACGAGUUGCGCAAUGGAGGACACCCCCUCCCUCCCAAGCAGUGACGUGGCACAGCUUCCUGCUGUGACGUGGCACCGCAAUGCAACACCGCUGUUGACACGGGCAACAGGCAACAGCGAACGGAAUAAAAGCCGGCUGAGCAGCAAGCGAGAGUUAGUGUGUGAUCAACAGUUCUCAAGGCAGCAGCCUACGAGUUGAGUUGGAGUAUAGCAGCCGUCGUGGGAAGAAGAACUGGACAUGUGUGUAAUCGUGUAAUUGGGAGUGUGUGAUACAAGGACACUUACAUAGCUCCCCUACUGUGAAUACGUGUAGACUACUGAAGAUA